UGCUGUCAGACUGACAAUGCCACAGCGCACCCAAAAUUUCCUGAUCCAUAUCCUCCUGUUGUGGACCACCUUAAUUUCCAUAAUCCAGAUUGCGAUCAUCAUCUUCCUCUUCACAGCUGGACAGAAAGGCUUGGACAGUAGUGCUGUAGAACCAUCCCAAAUGCCAUCUGUGGGAACUGUUAAUUCGUUACCUUCCAAUAAGCUUGUCUUAGGCGAAGGAAAAAUGCUCACCUUUAAGGCGACUAAAGCCGAAGGUCAAAUAAAGUGGACUGCAAAUCGUCCAGACGACGCUCUGAUUUUAGAACGCGACAAACACCUGAUGAUGAUGGUGGAUGGAUACCUUUUUCUAAAUCUUCAGGUUACACUGUCUGCAAAGGCAGGGUGUACAGGAUCCAAUAACUGUAAUGUGAGCCUGGUGAAAAUACAACCGGAAAAAACAGAAGUUGUCCUGCAGGGCUUGAUCAACAAAGAAACCCUCAGCACAGGUAUUCUCAGCAAGGUGGAAGAGCUGGGUGCUGGAGAGAAACUGGUAGUCAACAUGACCUCUUUAUGCGAUUGUGUUGAUGACAACUUAAGUAAAACUCACCUGGAUAUCAUCUUCAUGUUACGGCCUCAGAUGUCAGUUAAAUAAUCUAAAUUCUUGGCAUGAUGCAGGUCACCUUUGCAGCUCUGGAACCAAACCUGCUCUGACUCUAGUUGAGUGUACUUGUUGUUCACUUGGGACUAAACAGACUUUGAUUUUGGCCUUUUGACUGCCAGACCAGCAAUUCACCUAAUUUUUCAGACAGAUGCAUAAAAAAGCUGAAUUCAACAAGAGCUUGUUUUUUUUUUUGUUUUUUGUUUUUCUUUAAUCUGGAGGUUGGAUGAAAACUUUGUCCCUUUUCACAUUCAGGUCGACAAAAAAGAAAAAAGCUAACCAAAACCAGCAUUUAGAACGAUCCAAUGAUGUUUAAUUUUGUAAAGUAGAUAUAGCAGACCUGGAAUCGGUCUGUCGUUGUAUCAUCACUACAAAUCUGUUUCUUUGCUCAUAUGAUUGUACGAUUCUUUUCUUUUUGUUUUUUUUCAAAUUCACACUUGAAAACACCGCUGUAUGACACAACAGCAUGCUGAAGGUUGCUGUUUUUUGGGGUUUUUUUUUACAUGUUAUUGUGUGUAUUUAAUGAAUUAGAAAACCAAAGCUGUAAUGUUUUCAUUGUUCUCAAAUAGCUUUGGUUUUUUUUUAAAGAAACCUUGAAGCAGGUAUUUCAGAUUUGAUAGCUCUUACUUAAAUGUUCAAACUGUAUUUCUUUGUUAGAGCCUCCUGUGUUUAAUAUAUCUAGUAGUUAAUUUCAAGAAUGUAUUCUA
Molecule: messenger RNA, 1344 nt
Organism: Archocentrus centrarchus (flier cichlid)
Lineage: Eukaryota; Metazoa; Chordata; Actinopteri; Cichliformes; Cichlidae
Gene: tnfsf18
Product: TNF superfamily member 18
Exons: 4
Coding region: 17-631 (204 amino acids)
Molecular function (GO): protein binding
Source: RefSeq, a predicted model, not a curated record